AUGCAGGACGACGCGGUGAACACUGCGCUCCAGGCGCUCGACAAGUAUAACAUCGAGAAAGACAUCGCCGCGUAUAUCAAGAAGGAGUUCGACAAGAAGUAUAACCCCACCUGGCAUUGCAUAGUUGGCCGCAACUUUGGCUCAUAUGUCACCCACGAGACCAAACACUUCAUCUACUUCUACUUGGGACAGGUCGCCAUCCUAUUGUUUAAGAGUGGAUAG
Molecule: messenger RNA, 222 nt
Organism: Oppiella nova
Lineage: Eukaryota; Metazoa; Arthropoda; Arachnida; Sarcoptiformes; Oppiidae
Source: the annotation of a GenBank genome assembly